GUUGCCACUGUUACACUGCAGUGGGAGUAAUAGAUAUGGUGAAUGGAGUUUGAAUGUUUCUCGUGGUAUGAAUGUUUCCAAAGUGACAGUAACCUUGAUGAGAAACCUGCAGUUGUGUUUGUCUAACACAACUGAUUGUUGCAUGGAGCCACUUUGCGUUGUUGAGACUCUUCAAGUUUCUGCUUGCCGUGGUUCAACAGUGUUGGCAAAUCUCCUGAUUCAAGCUGAAAUAUAUGCCAACUCUUCCUUUACAGGAAAUGUGUCAGAAAAUGCAACAGUCAUCCCUAACCAAGUGUUCCAGCCCCUCGGCUCUUGUCCUUGUAACCUGACAGCUGGAAUUUGUGAUAUUCGUUGUUGCUGUGAUCUGGAAUGCACGCCAGAUUUGAAGCAGUUGUUCAGUGGAUCAUGUUUUGCUGGAGUGUUUGGUGGGAAUGUAAACCUGCCUUUUGACCAAUUGUGCUCUGUUCAGACAACGAACAGUGCUCCUGACUGGUUUCCCUUCUUGUGUGUACAGUCUUCUCUUAAUAAUACACCAUUUCUUGGCUACUUCUACCAUGGCUCUGUUUCUUCAUCUCUAGUUUCUUCAUUUAAGAUUCCUUUGCAAACUGUUCCAGAAAAACCUUUAAGUGGUUACAAACAAGGAGAUCCAAUUAUGACAACAGAGAAUGAGUAUUUUACAAUUCGUCAGCGAUCCAUGGCUGGGCAGUGUGUUGGAAACGCCCCAGUAGCAUUCCUUCAGAAUUUUGAUGUUAAAUGUGUUACUAGCCUGUCAGCUUACAAGGAAGGAUUGUCUCAUAAUGUGAUGAUAACCAGUGGUACUGGAGACACUGUCCAACAAAAUGUGAUCUAUGGGAAUGUAACUGAUGUACGUAACUUCAUCACUAAACCAGAAGACAUUCAGUCUACUGAAGUUUUAUGUAUAAAUGUGACCUUUGCAGAAUAUUAUAUGUUCAUAUGGAAAGGCAAGACAAUAGAGGAAAUAAAUGUCACAGUCCUCAUUGGAGAAUUAUGUGAUGGAGAAAUACUGACACAGAGAUUUUCAGUAAACUUUGUAAGCUUCAAUAGUACUAAUACAACAGAACUAUCUGGGAAUCCAGCCUCCCUGUUUUCUACCCUGCCACUGUUAAUAUUGAUAAUCCUGAAAAGUAUCAUCAGAUAUUGUGGAACUAAAAUAUUAGGGUCUGAUCGUGAAAACACUACCAGGCAUAGUGCUUGCUACUGUUACCAAGUUGGCAAACCUGUUAGAGCGGUAAAUAUUUCUUCUGAUACUGUUACCGCUCUAAAACUUUGGCAGCCAGUUGGCAAUGGUUUGUGUACAUCAGCAACUUUCACACCAGUUCUGUUUGGAUUAAAUUCACUGUCUGGAUGCAUUUUAGAAGUGAAUAUUAAUGAAGAUUGCGGUCAGUUAAGGGAGGAUGUAACUGAUAGACUUAAUUCAUUAAUACAAGCUACUCAUGUUGGGAAGAGAGGCAACUCAAGUUACAGUGAUCUAAAUGACUUGGUGGAAAUAAUACGUUUAGAUCCACCUAAUCCUAGUGCAAAUGCAAGUGUUGGAAAUUUGAACGGCAUCUGCUCAGAUAUUCCUGCUAACCUGAAUAUUCACAUAAUCACUGCUGAUGUGGGUGCAGUAGAAGGGAUUGCACAGGAAGAGAUACUCGGUGUACAGAUCAGUUUUUCAACAGUGAUAUGGCAAUUCCAAUGUGGGAUUAUCUGUGAAAAUAAAUCCAGUUCUCUUCCUAUCACUGCUUCAGUCCAGUUUAUUAAAGUACCAGCUCAACCACCCAUUCCAAUGACAAGAUUUCAGAUUAACUAUACAGAAUAUGACUGCAAUCGAAAUGAAGUUUGCUGGCCACAACUAUUUUAUCCAUUGACAUGGUAUUACACAGGAGAACCAUACUCUCAGUGUCUUGCCAAAGGCUUGAUACUGGCAUUUUUCUUUCUACUCGCAGCUGUUCUGAGUAAUCCUUGGAGCAGAAUCCUUAAAGUGUGAAAUAAUACUACAGUUUAAAA
Molecule: messenger RNA, 2010 nt
Organism: Terrapene triunguis (Three-toed box turtle)
Lineage: Eukaryota; Metazoa; Chordata; Testudines; Emydidae
Gene: TCTN2
Product: tectonic family member 2
Exons: 17
Coding region: 68-1990 (640 amino acids)
Biological process (GO): smoothened signaling pathway; protein localization to ciliary transition zone; cilium assembly
Cellular component (GO): MKS complex
Source: RefSeq, a predicted model, not a curated record